GUUAGUCUACAUUCAGUCCUCGGCCUAACAAAACAUAAUCUUGGCUUAUUUCGGCAUUAAAAAACAAAAUUUGGUUAAAAAGUUCAGAAUGUUGCGAGCGUUGCGUCAGAAGUGUCGUUCACUCGUGGAUCGUGGCAUGCCGUGCCUGGAGUCUUUGAUGAAUGUUUGUUUCCAGUUCAAGGGCGAUUGGUCCAAGGGUCUGCCGCGGUUGAGCGCGCCCGAGAGCGGCUCCAGUGUGCUCCGCCAGCACCUGGUGCGCCGCAACUAUAGCAGCAAGGCGGCCGAAGACGACUGCGGGGCGCCCAAGGAGUGCUUCACCGAGAAGGUCUCGGCCUCCAAGGGCUGUGGUCCUCCCCACUUCAAAGGCACCAUCUGCGACGCGGUGAAGGGCAGGCCCAAGAAGAAUGCCGAGCCCAAAGAGAAGGCCAACAAGCCGAAGAAGCCGUCCGCGCUCAGGUCCAUGUGGUACAUUCCCGGCUGCGAAUACGAACCGAAGUGCGAAGUGCCGGUGCGCCUCGACAUCCAGCACUACCGAAUCUCGGACAAGGAGGCCCGCCAGUACCAGGUGACCUGGAACGAGUGCCCCCGCCUGGUCAUAAAGCCCAAGAAGGUGUGCAUCCACACGAAGCGCCCGCGCCCUAAGCCCUGCCGCCGCGUCCGAAAGGCGGUCGCGGCCACCGCCCGGCCCUCGAUGCCCAUGCUGAACCCCAUGGAGUGCAAGAAGCCGGAGGAAGAGUCCACCUGCCCGCAUUGGACCCUGCCCUGCUGCAAGCCGAGCCGCAUCCCGCCCAGCUGCCACCGAGUGCGCCGCCUAUCCGACUGCAAGAAGCGCCCGGCGCCAUAUCCCAGCUUCUCGGAGUGCAAGAAGGAGGAGCUCACGAAGGCACCUCCAACCGAAUGCCUGUGCCUGCAGGUGCCCAUGGCCUGCGAGAUGUGGGCGGAGCUGCGGAGGAGGAUCGCCCGGGGCAAGGGGGCGGUCCUGAAGUGCGGCGAGUUGUAGGCGGCGACGGAAGAUCCGUCAAACGACAAGUGACCAAAUUUCUGAUUACAAUGAUUUUAAUUUACAUUUCUCAAAAAUAUUCUAACGAUACCAUCUCAACCCUCUCUCGAUCCCCACCUCCGAAAUUCAAAAAUGCUGCCGGAAAGCUGCGGGAAAUUCCUGGGCAGAAACCUAAAGCCACUUGCCGCCCGAUUGGCCAGCAGUCUCGGCUCCAAGGGCGGCACCUCUGACUCCAAGUGCAAAUCAUCCAGACCGGAGCCCAGUUGCAAGCGCUCCGCGAAAAAAAAAAGCUGCUCCAAGGUGCCGACACCCUUUCCCAGUUACUCGGAGUGCAAGCGGAAACCGACUGAUCCUAAGCCCUCCAAGGAGUGCGAUUGCUGGGACUUCGACAAGUGCUGACCCUUGAACCAUCGACCGAAGGAGCUCCGAGGAUGUUUUGGAAGUACGCCCCGUCCACACUUCCACACUUUCGUACCCCAGACUGAAGACUCUACACGUUGUGGACUGUGUCCGUUGGUGGCGCUGGAAGGCUGGGUGUUUAUUCCAUUGCAAACCCAUCGCGUUUAUCUGGGCACCUAUUUCGAAGCUUAAUCCAAGUCCGACUUUUAUCCGACGUGAAGUAACACAAAAAAAUAAUAAAAUAAUGCAAUAUGUUUUAAA
Molecule: messenger RNA, 1660 nt
Organism: Drosophila rhopaloa
Lineage: Eukaryota; Metazoa; Arthropoda; Insecta; Diptera; Drosophilidae
Source: RefSeq, a predicted model, not a curated record